UUUUGUAUCAUCUCUUCUUUAUGACCAGAAAAUAGUAAUUAUGAAACUCCAAAUUCCUUCUAUCAGUGUACAAUGUCCUCAAAAUUUUAUGUUUCAACCAUUAUCUACUCAUUCAUCUACUUCUCUUUUCUGUUUACCUUCUUCUUUUUCAGCAAAAUGGGGUGCUAAAAAUGUAAACCUGGCUAUUUCUGUAAGAUCAAGAAAAUUCUUAAGGUAUCAAUACUUAGACAAAAAUUUCUGUAAAAGUUAUAGUAGUAUACUACCAUGUUGUAAUUCUAAUUCAUGCACUUCUCUGUUCUGUUUACCAUCUUCUUUUUCAGCAAAAUGGGGUGCUAAAAAUGUAAACUUGGCUAUUUCUGUAAGAUCAAGAAAAUUCUUGAGGUAUCAAUACUUAAACAAAAAUUCCUGUAAAAGUCAUAGUAGUAUACAACCAUGUUGUAGUUCAAGAUUAUGUGCAGAUUUUGGAGAAGAAAAUUCUGAGGGAUGUUCAUAUAAGAGUAAAUAUGGGGAAAAAGGGUCAUUUUUGCAAUCAGAAUUUGAGUCCCUAGAGCCAAGAAUGCUUGGUAUUAAACCAGAACCACCAUAUUGGCCAGAAAGAGAGGCUAUUUUAUGGUUAAGUAUUGAACAAAAGGCCAAGAGUUUUGGACUUCCUUUAUCACUUAGAAUGAUAAAAAAGAAACAUCAGUAUUUACCCGUAAAACGGUACAGUUUUUGCUCAAUGAAAAAAGCAUUUUCCUCAUUUGUUUUCAUAAUUGUGGAGUUGCAAACUUAUGCAUUGCAAAUGAGAGAAUCAGUAUGCAAUGAAGAUUUGGAGAUGAUUAUUGGUGAAGUACAGAGAGAAAUGUAUGCAUCAUUUAUUUGGCUUUUUCGACAAGUAUUUUGUCGUACGCCUGUGUUAAUGAUCUAUGUUAUGAUCCUUUUGGCCAAUUUUAGUGUAUACUCUACAUCUCACAAUGUUGCUAUUGCAAUGCCACAAAUGGAAAUAGCCUAUGAUCAUGUCAAUACAAUAGAAACAAGGGAUUUGAGUAAUUCGUCGACACUCUUCAAAUAUCCUCAUAUUUCUCAAGAAUUGUCAAGAUUUGAAGAUCAAGAACUGAGGAACGAUGAAGAGAUAGAAUUGUGGAACUCGAUAGAGGAUGAAGCCUUAAAUAUGAGAGGUUUAAGGGAUGUUGGGCUUGAUCAUGAAGUCAUGUUAAGAUUUUUUUCGCCAUUAUCUGUGGAGAUUGAUCAAGAUAACAGUGUUGAGUAUUUUAAGACAGAUCUUCUUUACCAGAUGGCGCUGUCUCACGAGCCUUAUAACACGCUUCUACUAUGCAAUUAUGCACAGUUUCUGCAAGUUACUGCUCGAGACUAUAAUAGGGCUGAAGAGUGCUUCAAACACGCAGUUCAAGUGGAACCACCAGACGCAGAGGUCCUAUGUCAGUACGCGAACUUCUUGUGGACAGUUAGGAAGAACUUAUGGGAAGCAGAAGAAAGAUACCAACAGGCCGUGGCAGCCGAGCCUAGGAAUCCUUAUUAUGCAUCUACAUAUGCCAAUUUCUUGUGGAGCACUGGUGGUGAAGAGACCUGUUUCCUUCCAAGUAUAACCCCCUUCAAUGACAGAAUGGGAAAAGAAGUUUAAUCAUAACAGAAUAGAUUAUCCAAAGUUGUAUCACGUUUAUACUAUUAACCUCCCAAUGACAUAGAAGAUGGAAGAGGCUACAAAAAUGCAUUAACUACGAGGAAAUGGUGAUCUUAUUAUUCUUCUAUGGUGUUAUGGUACAUGUUUACUACAGAGUGGAGAAGAAGAUGCUCAACACAACAACACAGAUAGAAGGGUGAAGCAGCGUCGUCUGUGUUGCAACGGAGAGUAGAAGUUUUUGUCCUGUAUAUUACAAUUUGAAUAAAUGCUCUCGUGAAUAUCUUUUAUUAGCACAACAUAGUUAUCUUUUAGAUGACCUGAUCGUACGAACACCAGUAGUUAUCUUUUAGAUGACUUGAUAGUGUAAGUAUUACACUGUCAGUGUAUAGUAGUUAAACUCUUCAGGAAACGGAAGAAAGAAAAAGUUCAAGUUAUAUGGAAAGAGCAUAACUUCUCUGGUUGUCUGGUGAAGCCUAUGGCUAGGAGUUUGCCAUUUUGUAUCAAUUUUGUGAGGUCUAUAUAUAGUAGUGGAUUUAUCUCUCUUAUCAA
Nicotiana tabacum (common tobacco) is the source of this 2170-nucleotide messenger RNA. RefSeq lists its product as uncharacterized. NCBI's taxonomy places the organism in Eukaryota, Viridiplantae, Streptophyta, Magnoliopsida, Solanales, Solanaceae. Gene Ontology annotation, molecular function: protein binding. The record is from RefSeq and is a predicted model, not a curated record.